AUGACAAUAUAUUUUGUGCAAACUGAAGAGAAUACAACAGCAAUUUUAAACAAAUUUGAACAAUCAACUGAUUAUCCAACAGAACAUGUAUCCGAGAAGCAUGAGGAUAAAUUAUUGCCAAUAGUCCAACAUUUUAAUAAUUACACAAAAAUGGCUGUUUCAAUAGCACAAAAUAUAUAUGUCUUUGAUAAUCAAGAAGAACAAUUCUUUCAAAAAUUCGAUUCUAGUUAUAUCAUACCAGUUUUUGGUCAACCCUUUAAAAAAAUCGAUAAUUUAAUGAUAUAUAAUGAUGUUGCCGGUGCGCUGUCUAUUUUCGAUCAAUCAAAAAACAUUUUGGAAUAUAAUAUUAGUUUUAAGCCAUCAAAUAUUUAUGUAUCACCUUAUGUAGAAAACGUAUGGAUAGCAAGCGAUGUGUCAAGUGAAGCUUUUACGUUAUACAUUAGUGAGAAUGGUGGUGGUGAAUGGAAAAAGUUGGAAGAUGGAACAAAAUUUUUAGCCUGGUCAACAAAUAAUAGUAUCUAUAUUUCUAAAUUACAUCAAAUGCAACGCAUUGAUAUAUCAACUCUUGAGCAAAUUCAGAAUCCAGUAUACGAACAUUUAGCUUCAUCGAAUUUUUUAACAAAAUAUUUCAUCGGAACAGAUAUCAACUUUCAUUGUGCAACAGAAGAUAUUCGCACAAAUGAUCUGAUAUUAUUUUUGAAAUCGUCAAUAAAUGAUACUACGUGUAUGCUAUAUGAACUGAAUAAACGUAAACCAUUAUUAACGCAUAUUAUUUGUCAUGAAACAAGCAAAAUAAUUUGUUCAGAAAACGAAUUAUCAUUCUUUUAUCAAGUAAAAGGUUUACAAGGUGUUUAUAUUACAAAUGUGCAUAAUGAGAAUCACAAACAACGUUCAACUGUGAUAACAUUUGAUCAUGGAUCUAGUUGGCUGAAUAUAACAUUUGUUAACAACUUAUGCAAUUCAGGAUCAAAAGAAACACAUUCUUAUGAUAUUGCAGAUGGCGGACUGUUAAUGUCAACGGCUAACAAGGAUUUUAUUUUCUAUUCUACGGAUUAUGGACUGAACUGGAAUGAGAAACAUUAUCCAAAUGGUCCUGCGAGAUGGUUUAAAAGUGUCGAUAAUGGUAUUACAUCAUUUUUUACUAUAUCUGGAUAUGAAUUGGAGGAUAAUUCAACCAUAACACUGUCUCGACUAGAUUUUAAUCAUGUAAUAAAUAGAACGUGUUUGUUAAGUGAUUAUAAGGAGUGGACACCUCGUCAUGCAAGAUGUUUGAAUGGUUUAAGAACAUUCUAUAAACGUCGUUCUGAUCAAGCGAUUUGUUCAGAAACGGAUGGGCGUCAGUUUUUACAAAUUCGUUAUGAACCAUGCUCAUGCGAAUUGGAAGACUUUCAAUGUGAUAAAAGCUUUAAACGUACUAGGGAUUCGUUAUGCGUUUUUAAACCAAGAUCAGAUAUUAGCCCUCCAUCUGCUCAACAUUCUAAUUGUCAACUUGCAUCAACAUGGAUAAGACGAAGAGGUUAUACAAAAUUGUCUGAUAAUCUAUGUGAGAGAGGUGUAAUGGAUCAUCUGCACGAUGUUGAGCUUCCAUGUCGUGAUCUCACGGAACCAAAAUAUUUAAUAUAUGGGCUUGAUGCAAAUGAUAAACCAGUGAUUCGUCUUUAUUACGAGUUUGACGAGGAAUGGGAAGACGAAGAGGAUACUUCGAAACUGUGGCAUAUUGAUACAAACGGAAAUAUAACUGCAAUUACCUACAAUGAUCGUACUAACUAUGCGUAUAUUGCCGUUGAGGUUGAACAAAAAUCUUUGGUGUACAGUGUGAUGAAAGAUUUUUCACCAAAGGUAUUACAACAACAUAUUUUACUUGAAUCAAAUCCUGCUUUGUACAGCGGAUCCGAUGAAAUAAUUGAAUAUUUAUCGAUUGAUUGGAUAACAAAUAACUUAUAUCUUUUAAUUCGGAAUAAAUCAACAAAUUUGUUGUAUAUUAAACUAUUAAAUAAUUUAACAUUAAAAGAACGAAUUAUUUCGUCUAAUAUUGAAACAAAUAUUUUCAUUAUUAUUGCAGACCCUGUUAAACAUUAUUUAUACUGGAUUAAAUUUAAUAAUGAAACGGGUGUUUCAUCGCUAAUUAUCAGCGAUCUUAGUGGCACCAUUCAAAAGGAAAUUUAUUUGUUAAAUUCGACAAUAUCAUUUCUUACUUAUGAUGUUUACACACACGAUCUGUUUUACGUUACAAACUCAAGUGUGUAUGCUUAUAAUACACUAUUACUUGAUAAAACAUCACCAAGAUUCAUUUAUACUAUUCCACAACAAGAUACUGUCGCUAAAAUUUUAUUAUUUAAUAAUGAUUUAAUUUAUGCUGAAGAAUCUCAACCUGUAACACAUUCAAAUGAAUGUGCUAAAUCUCCUUGUUCCGAACUUUGUAUUCCAUUUGAGCACAAUCAGUUUGAGUGUAUUUGUGGGAAAGAAAGUAGUACAUCCAAAUCGUGUAUUUGCCCUUCCGAUGAACAAACAUUCAAUGGAGUCUGUCGGACAAUCAAUGGUAAGUGUGCUCACGGUCGUCAAUUAUGUCAAGAUGGUGUCCAUUGUGCUCGUAAUGCAUUUAUCUGCGAAGAAAAGUUUACUCAAUAUACAGAAGAAUUUAAAAAUAGCUCACAGUGUACCAUCAACAGUUUGAACGAUGGUUUCGAUUGUUAUUAUGAAAAAAAAUGUAUUCCAAAACAAUGGUUUUGCGACGGACAAAAAGACUGUCAAUACGGUAAUGAUGAAGAUCAUUGUCAUAAAAUCACAACGACAAGAAUCAGUACAACGACUACCACCGCUAUCAAACGAUUUACGACAAUAAAUAAAAAAUCAACAAAAUGUGCAACAGAUCAAAGAUAUGUGUUAUGUGGUGUAAGUUGUAUUAAAGUUGACAUAUUAUGUGUUAAUUCAUCGACUCAGAGCACAUGUAACGAAACAUUUCAAAUGAAUUGCGUACAAAAAUCGAACGACAGUCAGUUUGUUUGCAAAUGUACAGAUCAACAGGGCCAGUGUCUUUUAAUGAAAGAAAGAUGUACAAAUUUUACAAAUUGUCAAGAAAUAUGUAAAAAAUUAGUUCUCUUACAGGAAAAAGCCGAUUCUAAAGUAACAAAUAAUUCCUCAUCCACUACAUGGAUUUUACUAUUGAUUGGUAUAAUCGCUUUGGCAGUCAUAGCAAUUAUUGUUCUUUCUUUAAAUUAUCAUCGUCGAAAUAAGAAAAAAUCUCAAGGGUUAAAAAAUCAUUCAAACUCACCCUCAUCACAAACAGAUGGAGAACAUCCUAAAGCUGAUAUGAGAUUAUUAUCAAAUCCAAUGGAUAGUGAUGCAUAA
Didymodactylos carnosus is the source of this 3348-nucleotide messenger RNA. The record is from the annotation of a GenBank genome assembly. Lineage: Eukaryota; Metazoa; Rotifera; Eurotatoria; Philodinida; Philodinidae.